AUGCCCUGUGGAUAUAAAAGGGUCAGCACCAUGUUGCAGCAAAUCUUGCGCGACAUGUGGGUGGACCCCGAGAUCCUGGCAGAGCUGGACGAGACCCAGAAACAGACACUCUUCUGCAAAAUGAGAGAAGAACAGGUGCGUCGAUGGCAGCUUUGGGACGAGAAGAUUGGCAAAGAAGACGAAAGGCCCAAAUGUCAGAAGAAUGGCAGAAAGCAGGUGCAGUUUCUGACUGGAGAGGAUGGAGAACCAUGGGUUUGGGUGAUGGGUGAGCACGCGAAUGAUAAGUCUAUAGAGACGAUAUUAGCGGAAGAAGCUCAAGAAAAGGCCAUUGCGCAGGCACGAGAGGAAGUGCAGCAGUUGAGGAAGUCGGUUGAAAAGGAACUCACACAGCUCAUUGAAUAUAAGCCUCUUGAUGACUUGGAACAGAAAUUUGAUCUAUCUCCCAAAACUAUCGAUCCUUUGGAAGACACGCUAGAGAUCUACUGUACGGUGGACGAGCUGCGCCAGCGUAUCGAAGAGUUAGAGCCUGAUGUUAAACUUUCUGAUAAAGAACUAGAGAUAAGGGACGAACUCGCUGAUAAGGCGGACUUUUGUAACGACUCCUUGAAGCUGGACCUUAACAAGAAUACUUUGCAUUUCAACUUUAUUGAGGGGAAACGAGAUGUAUUACAGGACAUGGGUGUGAACAGUAGUGGUGACGGAGUAAGUGUAUUAGUAGCCGCGUGGGAACGACGCGUUGCGGCAGCAAGAGCUGGAGACAUAUUGAGGGGGCUGAAGGCUAGGAGAGCCAGGGCUAACAGAAUUGCUCAGCAUAAUGCACUGUCGCAUGACGCGACUUGGAGGGAUCAAGAGCGCAAAGCAAAGGAAGCCGAAGCUAGCAUGCGUGAAAUCGCACGUGCUGCAAGAGAAGCGCAUCGACGCAGCUCAAACAUUGUUGCGCCACCUGAUACUACACAAGCUGGCAAACCACCAAACAGAGAAUCUGUAAUGGAGUGGUUUCGGACACACGAACUCAACCGUGGCGUCGGACUGGAUGAAAAUAACAAACCAGUUGAAUGGUUCCACGGUCUGAUAAGUAGAUCAGCAGCUGAAACAGCUUUAGCGGGGCGGCCGACGGGCAGCUUCCUGGUGCGGCUGUCGGAGCGGGUGUGGGGCUACGCCGUGACAUACCGCGCGGGCGCGCGCUGCAAGCACUACCUGGUGGAGGCCGCGCCCGCCUACCGCCUGCUGCCCACUGGACACGUCACCCACUACACGCUGGCUGAUCUCAUAAACUACCACAAAACAGUCCCGAUCACGGAGACCGGUGGCGAGUUGCUCCUGGAGGCGGUGGCGCCACUCAGUACGCCCGACAUCUUGUGUGCGCCGCCAUCUUGA
Molecule: messenger RNA, 1377 nt
Organism: Arctia plantaginis
Lineage: Eukaryota; Metazoa; Arthropoda; Insecta; Lepidoptera; Erebidae
Source: the annotation of a GenBank genome assembly